This is a messenger RNA of Osmerus eperlanus (European smelt), 5522 nucleotides long. RefSeq names its product ankyrin repeat and IBR domain-containing protein 1-like. Gene Ontology annotation, cellular component: ubiquitin ligase complex; cytoplasm. Lineage: Eukaryota; Metazoa; Chordata; Actinopteri; Osmeriformes; Osmeridae. Gene Ontology annotation, molecular function: zinc ion binding; ubiquitin protein ligase activity; ubiquitin conjugating enzyme binding. The coding region runs from base 398 to 4270 and encodes 1290 amino acids. The transcript is spliced from 21 exons. The record is from RefSeq and is a predicted model, not a curated record. Gene Ontology annotation, biological process: protein polyubiquitination; ubiquitin-dependent protein catabolic process; positive regulation of proteasomal ubiquitin-dependent protein catabolic process.
CACAAGCAUCAGUCUAGUCCCCAGGCUCAGCAUCAUUGGGGUUCAGUCUGUGGCUAAGUAAACCAGGAGGAUGAUGGUGGGGGAACUGGGAGGCCGCUCGUUAGAUUACCAGAUAAUGGCGCUCCUCUCUCGUAUUUCUUUUGGAUGUGCAACUGGCGACUAAGAGAAUAGAUCGUGGCAGAAGUGUUGCCAUAGCAGUGGUCAUGUCACUCUGAGAGGUGGGAUCAGGCAGGGGAGAGGAGGAGGAGGAGGAGAAGCAGAAGGAAGAGGAACCGGAGGCGGAGAAGGAAGAGCAGCAGGAGGAGGAGGAGGACCAGGAGGAGGAGUAGUAGGAGAGGUGCUGCAGCAGCAGUAGAAGUUGCAGCGUUGGACCAAGUGCCAUCCUCUGGCGGUUGCCAUGGGGAACACGGCCACCAAGUUCCGCAAGGCGCUGGUGAGCGGUGACGAGGCCGUGGCCUGGCAGCUGUACGAAGGGAACCCGCAGUUCAGGGAUGGCCUGGACCCCAACGCCUCCUACGGAGAACCCUACCAGCACAACACAGCCCUGCAUUACGCCUGCAGACAUGCCAUGACCCGCCUGCUAAGGUCAUUCCUGUUCAGUAAAGAAGGGAACCCCAACAAGAGGAAUGUCCACAAUGAGACGUGUCUCCACGUGCUGUGCCAGGGCCCCCAGAUCCUGCUGCUGCCAGAGGGGGCGCUGUCCCCCAGGCUGGCCCGCCCGCAGAGAGACGAGCAGCGCAGGGCCGACUGCCUCCAGAUGAUCUUGAGCUGGACCGGAGCACGUCUGGACAGAGGCCAGUAUGAGAAGGCCAAUGUGAACGCCACCGACAACCACCGCAGCACCUGUCUGCACUACGCCGCCGCCGCAGGGAUGAAGAGCUGUGUGGAGUUGCUGGUGCAGGGGGAGGCCAGCCUGUUUGUGGAGGACGAGGAUAAGCUGACCCCGUGCGACCAUGCGGAGCGGUGCCACCACACAGACCUGGCCCUCAGCCUGGAGUCCCAGAUGGUGUUCUCCCAGCACACGCUCACCCGCAACAGCACGCGCUCCAACUGCAACACACUGCGCUGCAAGGAGCCCUACGAGGGGCUGAAGCUGCAGGACCUCAGGAAGCUAAAGGACAUGUUGAUAGUGGAGACGGCAGACAUGCUCCAGGCCCCCCUCUUCACCGCUGAGGCCCUGCUUCGAGCUCACGACUGGGACAGGGAGAAGCUUCUGGAAGCCUGGAUGUCAGAUGCGGAGGACUGCUGUCAGCGCUCUGGGGUGUCCAUGCCGGCCCCGCCGCCCAGCGGCUGCAACGCCUGGGACACGCUACCUUCCCCGCGCACCCCGCGCUCCCCCCUCACCCUCACCCUCACCUCCCCUACCGACAGCUGCCUCACGCCAGGAGACGAGGGGCUGGCGCAGUGUGGCAUCUGCCUGUGCGCCAUCUCUGUGUUCGAGGACCCUGUGGACAUGUCCUGUGGCCACGAGUUCUGCCGAGCAUGCUGGGAAGGUUUCCUGAAUGUGAAGAUCCAGGAGGGAGAAGCUCACAACAUCUUCUGCCCAGCGUAUGACUGCUACCAGCUUGUGCCGGUCCAGGUCAUUGAGAGUGUGGUGUCUCGAGAGAUGGACCAGCGCUACUUGCAGUUCGACAUCAAGGCGUUUGUGGAGAACAACCCUGCCAUCCGCUGGUGCCCGGCGGUGCGCUGUGAGCGCGCCGUCCGGUUGACCAGGCCUGGGCCGGGCACCUCCCACGCCUUCCCCCUCCUGCCCUCCCCCGCCGUCGACUGUGGCAAGGGACACCUCUUCUGCUGGGAGUGCCUUGGGGAGGCCCACGAGCCGUGUGACUGUGACACGUGGAGGAUGUGGCUCCAGAAGGUGUCGGAGAUGAAGCCGGAGGAGCUAGCUGGUGUCAGUGAUGCCUACGAGGAUGCCGCCAACUGCCUAUGGCUGCUGACAAACUGUAAACCCUGUGCCAACUGCAAGUCCCCCAUUCAGAAGAACGAGGGCUGCAACCACAUGCAGUGUGCCAAGUGUAAGUACGACUUCUGCUGGAUCUGUCUGGAGGAGUGGAAGAAGCACAGCUCGUCCACCGGAGGUUACUACCGCUGCACGCGCUACGAGGUCAUCCAGCAGCUGGAGGAGCAGUCCAAGGAGAUGACCGUGGAGGCUGAAAAGAAGCACAAGAGUUUUCAGGAGUUGGACCGCUUCAUGCACUACUACACACGCUACAAGAACCACGAACACAGCUACAGGCUGGAGCAGAAACUACUGAAAACUGCCAAAGAGAAAAUGGAGCAACUCAGCCGAGCCUUCAUCGGACGUGAGGGCGCUGCUCCAGACACCAGGUUCAUUGAGGACGGCGUGUGUGAGCUGUUGAAAACGCGGCGCGUGUUAAAGUGCUCUUACCCCUAUGGCUUCUUCCUCCAGCCACGCUGCACGCAGAAGGAGAUUUUUGAGCUCAUGCAGACGGAUCUGGAGAUGGUGGUGGAGGACUUGGCACAGAAGGUUAAUAGGCCGUACUUGAGGACGCCCUGCCACAAGAUCGUCAGUGCCGCGCAGCUAGUGCAGCAGAAGAGGGCAGAGUUCCUGGCCUCUGUUGCCAGGGGUGUGGCACCCAACGACUCCCCUGAGGCGCCCCGCAGGAAUUUCCCUGCUGGUUCCUGGGAUUGGGAGUACCUUGGAUUUGCAUCCCCUGAGAUGCUAAGGAGUCACUCUGUGCUUGGAGGAGAAGAACAGAGAGACAGACAGACACAGGAGUAUGCAGACAUCCAGUACCGUCGUAGACACCGGCAGAGACGCAGGGGAGACAUGCUCAGUCUGCACAGCCUCCGAAGCAACAGCAACACCCCCGAGUCCAACAGGAGGAGCGACAGCAUAGAAGGCCAGGAGAGGAUUGCAGAAGGGAGGAGGCGAGCACUGGGCUCGAUGGACGAAGACGACCCCAACAUCCUCCUGGCUAUCCAGCUCUCCCUUCAGGAGUCCCGGAGAGACAGGGGGACAGAGGGAGGACGGGAGGACCGAGGAGCCAGACUGGAGCCGGACUCUGUGCUGGAGCCGGAGAGAAGGGUGACUGAGAAAUGGAUGCCGGAGAGAGGAGUGGGCGGUGCCAGGGUGGGGGAGGGGUCAGCUGUGACGGAGGGGGCGUCGGGUUCCCACCUCUCCUCUCUCCCAGAGCCCCCCCGCCCCCCCUCUAGGACAGACAGCACGCCUCCCCUCCCCCCUUCCCACAACCACCUCCCCCCCGUCCCCCCACCUCCCCCCACCCUCUGCGGUGAGCUGCUGGAGCUGGGAGACAGCCUUAUGAAGUUGGGGAACAUCACGACGCCGUACCACCUAGAACACGGCUACACGCACGCCAAACCCUACUCGCCCCACGACCACCUCUACAACCGCCUUCCCAUCCCCGCCGACCGCAGCUACGACCGCAACCGCGACCACGUGGACCCUAGCACCUUAAUCACGGCAUACACGCAGGACCGAAACGCCGGGACUGCUCGAACCCCGGACCACAGUUAUGACCGCAACCACAGCCAGAGUCACUGCCAUUCCAGCCUGUACGCUCCUGAUCUGGAACGGACCACACCGUACACACUCGACGCCAAACCCAAUCCUAACCCCGACUAUCCUAAACCUUGUGCACUCACACACAACCCUAACCCCGACUUUACAACCCCAAAUGCACCAGAAAGCAACCCCGAUCACACUGCGCCCUACAGCCUAGACCAGAACCCGACCCCCCUCUCCCAACCCCCUGUCCAGCUGUGCCUCUCAUUCCCAGACCUCCUGCUGUCUCCAGUGGUUCCCCCGGGGGGCGCCUUCACCCCUAGCGACCCCGACUGCCUGGAGCCUCUGGACCCCACGGCUAGCACCCAGCUACUGGACACCAUCAUGGCCUGGUACCACCCCCAGAACUGCCCCCAGGACAUGAAUCUGCUCCCCUCUGACACCCCGCCCACCACGGAGACAGACUCCCCUGAACUCUCCCCGCAAGACCAGGCAGAGGACCUGCCAGACACCCAGACCUCCUCCACCCAUGGCAUGGAGGUCCCGCCGCAGGUCCAGCAGCCCCAGGACAGUGAGCCGGAGGGAGGCAGAGGCCAGGCUAGCUCCCCCUGUCCAGGGAGCCCUGAAGCUUUGAGACCCAGCACGCUGGAGCUGGAAUGCGAGAGGUGUGUGGAGAGGCCGGAGGAGGGGGAAGAGUGUGUGGACCUGUUGCUAGAUGUAGCAGACACGCAUUCGCUCUGCGCAGGCGACGCUCCCGCGGAGGCGGACCAUGAGCUCCACUGAAACAGCCCGCAGCCCUCUCUCAGAUGCCGCCACCUGAGGUGCAGGUGGAGUGAGUGCGCCUGGUGUGACGGCACACAAAAGACCGAUUUGUUUCGAGAGACAAAGCAGGAAAGAUUAGCAGAGACCGGACGGAGGAAGUGAGAGGGGCAUAUAGACGGAGAGAGGGAGAGUGACGAUGGAGGGCGUCCACUUUUGAUGAUGUCAUGAUCCGUGCGACGGAAAGAGCCUUUCUAGCUGCUUCAAAAGCAACUUUGGUUUGUUCUGUUCUGGCCGCCUCUUAUGUUUGACUUCCUGUCUCCCGUAUAGGCUCCUUGUUAAUGAAAAUAAAAUUUAAAAACAUUGACAUUAUUGACUUUGAGGCAUUCUGACCUGCAGCAGAGAAAAAGGCUCAACUGAAAUGUGCACUUUGAUCCCUGUAGUAGCCUAACCACAUAUCUCCAAUUGAAGGGGGUUUGUUAUGAGUGGUUAGUGGUAUUAUGAAUGAAAGGAUUACCACCAAGGGCCAGUCCUGCUGUCGGGUCAUGAGACAUGGGCAUUUUUAAGUGGGCUAGGGUGUUUUGAAAUGGUUACUUGAUUUGGACUUCAUAUGGAUUGAUUGAUUGAUACUACUGAUAAACAGACAGUAUUUGUCUCAAUAGUAUGUUGUCACCUUGGUGGUGGUGAUCCGGGGAUUGGGGGUAGAUAAGGGGCCCUUUUCUAUUUUAUGUUUUUUUUUAUUCCACUCCAUCUAUAUUACAGGUUCACUUUGUGGAGAUUAAAUCUCAUUUUCCAGAAAGGCCGGCGCUAUUAGUCAGAGUGCCUUUUAUUUGAAUCAUUAUUUAUGAACAGUUUUGAUUUAUUUAUUUUUAUGUUUCUCCACAUUUAUCAAAUGGCACUCAAAUGUUGAAAUGAUCAAUGACUGCACAUAUGUUAGGUGUCUAUUGCCAUGUUAAGAGGUUCAACAUUGACGGUACAAACCAAGUACUACUGAUACUUAACUGUAUUCAAACGUCUCUCGUUUACACCCUGUAGCACAACAGCCGGGGUUGGCAUAACAUAUUUAAUAACGUAUCUGGCAAAACGGACUAAACUAAAGAAACAUAAUCAAAGACCGACCAGGACUUAAUUGAGGAAUCAACCAUUUCAACACUCCAUCCAGGCUUUCUGUUUGUUUGGUUCCAACAUGUCCAUUGCAGAAUCUGAAUAUUGUGCUGACUUGUUGACCUUUUUUGGUGAUUCGGCCCUCAUGGUUCUCAGUGGGUUAGUUACUGCU